Ctenopharyngodon idella (grass carp) is the source of this 2913-nucleotide messenger RNA. Its product is annotated as G-protein coupled receptor 22. The record is from RefSeq and is a predicted model, not a curated record. Gene Ontology annotation, biological process: G protein-coupled receptor signaling pathway. NCBI's taxonomy places the organism in Eukaryota, Metazoa, Chordata, Actinopteri, Cypriniformes, Xenocyprididae. Gene Ontology annotation, molecular function: peptide binding; G protein-coupled receptor activity. The transcript is spliced from 2 exons. Gene Ontology annotation, cellular component: membrane. The coding region runs from base 415 to 2004 and encodes 529 amino acids.
GUUUCCACGAUGAAGCCUGCAGUUUGUGUGUGUGGAUGCGUGUGUGUGUGUAUGCGCGCUCGCGCUGAGAGAGCGGGUUCAGUACGUCUAGUACACAGGAUAGCGGCACUCAUGGGUACUCACAGAAGCACCCUGGCGAUUUCUAUCACCGUUUAGCACCACUGAAGGUGAGACAUUUAUUCCGGGCACGUACCUGACAGCGGACUGUCCUGAAGCCCCUAGGAAUCUCGCGCUCUAGUAGAGUGAGAGAGAGUAGCGCGCGCGCUGCACGGACCGCAGUGGAAUGUAGCGGGGAUUCCCGGCGUGCGGGGCAAGAGCUGUCAAUCAUUCAUCAACGCCCCAAGAAAACACCUGAGUAGGUGGAGCAUGGCCAGUGGGAGUGGCUGGCGUUACUAUGCCUAAAGGCACGUGGCGAUGGUGUCCAUGGAGACAGAUGGCAGCUUCACUGAGGGCCACGGUCUGUCCCUCUUACAGGCAGAAGAUAGCGUGGGGGCCGGACUCGCACAGCAGGAGGGGACGUGGCUGGGCUUCCGGGCUACAGUGAGUGCUGUGCUGCUGCUGGAGCUGCUCCUGGGGGUGGGCGGUAAUCUGACCGUGCUGGUGUUAUACUGUGGUCACUGCAGCCUGUUGGAGUCCGUCAGCCAUGCCGUCACGCUCAGCCUGCACACCCUUGACCUGCUGCUCUGUCUCCUCUGCCUGCCGAUCACUGCCACGCUCCUCAUACUGGGCGGAGCCUCGGUUCCUCACCACGCCCUCCUCUGCUGUCUUCACGAAUCAGCAGCCAGCUUCGCUAGCGUAGGCACCGCGCUUAACCUGCUGCUCAUCAGCUUAGAUCGCUAUGACAUCAGCGUCCGGCCAGCCAAUCGCCUGCUGACGCCUCGAAGGGCAACCGUUUUGCUUGUUGCAGUGUGGGCGGUUUCCUUAGCCAUGCCACUCCUACCAUUCGUUGAGGCGGGGUUUGUGUCAGGCAAAGGCGAGGGGCUGUUUGUGCACUCCAAUAGCACUGUGCUUUGUUCAGAGUGGGGAGGAACUCUACAAGCUCAUCUGUUACUACAGGUUCCUGUGUUCCUGUGCUCUCUCGCUGUGAUGCUGUUUACAUACUCCCGAAUUCUUCAGGCACUGCGCAUCCGCAUCGGACGCCCGCCCAGGUCCCAUCGAGACAGCAAACGACCUGGUCCUGGACAUCGCCUCUGGUUACGCUGUAAAAGGUCAAUGAGGUCGCCGGAUCACAUUACGAGAAACACACCCACUUCCCCCCCGCCACUUUCAACCGGACCGCUUAUCACCUCAGAUGCAGUUACCACAGUAACCAUCAACACUGAGACGAACACUCCCUCGCUCACCACGCCCCUUAGCCCCACCCCCACUGUGUCUGUGAUAACUUCUCCUUUAAGCCCCACCCCCACUGCAUCCAUGGCAACCACACCUUUGAGUCCCGCCACAUCUGUGUCUGUCAUAACAAGCCCCCACAAUCCCACACCUGCUACAUCAUCAGUGAACACACCUUUGAGUCCUAUGCCCACUGUGUCUACAGUUACCACUCAGCUAAGUCCCGCCCCCGUCCAGGGUCCGCCUAGCAUGGGUGUGGGUGCGUCAGUGUCGGCCAUUUUGGCUCUGCGUCGAGCGGUUCGGCGCCACCGAGAUCGACGGGAACGUCAAAGGCGAGUCUUUCGCAUGUCCGUCAUCAUCAUCCUCUCGUUUCUGCUAUGUUGGGCGCCUCUCUCCAUCAUGCCCCUUCUCAUGCUGGCCAUCGGGCCAUCUGAUUGGCUAGAACGGCUGAGAAUCUGCUUUCUGGUGCUCGCUUAUUGGACGGUAGUGCUACAUCCGCUGCUGUACGCUUUCACGCGCCAAAAACUGCGCAAAGUUCUGCAUACCCGUCUGCGCAGGCUGCGGCCGCAAAACACGCAGACUCGUAUUCGCACUAAUACCAGGAUCCACCGCAAGCACGGGGCAAAUUGCAGCGAUGCUCCUGACCGCUGCCUGACAGAGGCUGUUAGAGAGUGAGUGUUUGUGUGUAUGUGGUUUAUAACUAGGCUCACACGGAAUCUGAAUGCGUAUUCCCUUGUGUACAUGAUCAGCCAUCCAUUUAUUAAAUAUUUGGGAUAAUUUAAUUAUGCUUUUAGCUGCUAAUAUGAUUAUUUUCAGCUCCAUUUAACAUAUUUCACCACGUUUAAAUUCAAGGCCAAAACCAUGUUUUGGAUAUUGGGGGACCAAAUAUUAAUAUUGGGGGGGACACAUUUUUUUGUGUGUUUGAGGGUUGGUCUUUAUAUUUAAAGGAAUUAAAUAAAGUAUUUAAAGAGAUUUAAGGGAACAAAGAAAAGAAAGAAGUUUAUUGUAAAGUAAUCAAUUUAAACAAUUUACAGAAUAUGCACACAUUCACUCUUAAGGCCCAGGUAUACUUUAUUUUCCACAUAACGCUCCAUCUCACGCACAGUUAAAAGUAUACUCUUUUGACCGUGAACGUGGACAGACGCGUACGACUUAGUGGACCAUAUUCUUUUCAAGCACUCAAAUCAUGAAAAUGAAGACUACGCAGACACAAAAAUCGGGCUACAUGCAGACAGUGUGACAUCAGGGGACUGUGCUGAUGAACGAAAUUAUGUCAGGAUUUAGAAUAGGGGGAACGUCAACAAGCGAAGUAUACUUUCAGUUUUCUGCCUAAUCGUAUGCCGAAUAUGGUUAAUGUUUCUGUUCUCAUCACAUUCAGUUAUGAAUUACAUAAAUCAAGUAAAUGAUAGCCUAUAUAUUCAAUUUAAAAAAGUGAAAUUAACAAUUCUAUCCUAAAACAGUCAAAUAUUAAAUUUUUAUAACUACUUACGUCUUAUCUUGCACUUUCACCCUUAAAGGAACACUCCACUUUUUUUGAAAAAAGGCUCAUUUUCCAACUCCCCUAGAGUUAAACAGUUGAGUUUU